Molecule: messenger RNA, 4384 nt
Organism: Xenia sp. Carnegie-2017
Lineage: Eukaryota; Metazoa; Cnidaria; Anthozoa; Malacalcyonacea; Xeniidae
Product: protein inturned-like
Biological process (GO): nervous system development; establishment of planar polarity; cilium assembly
Cellular component (GO): cytoplasm; cilium
Molecular function (GO): protein binding
Source: RefSeq, a predicted model, not a curated record
AAUAUUUAAAGGCGUUAUGUGAAGUGAACAAGUCAUUUCCUGAAGGUGUUCCUGCUUUUUUGCGGUUUUUGUGUUCGUAUAUUUCAUGGGUAACAACUUGUUCAAUGCGGCAAGAUGGAUUAGUUAGAAGUAUUUGUAAAGCAUAACACAAUGCCUGAGAGAUUUACCAAAGUAUCAAGAUGGCCUCAACCUCGUCGACGGUCAAGAAAAAAUACACGAAACCAUAUCUUACAUAGCUCUGACAAAGCACCAUGGAUGUCGGAGAUUCAGGAUAAAGGAGAUUUAUUUUAUGUCGAAGAAUAUUUGGAAAGAGAACUUGAUAAUGCUCAAACUAAACAUGAAGUGAAUAGGAGUGAACUUAUUAAGGAGAGUCGUUUAGGGGGAAGCAAAUUUCUGGAUCUUUUGCCUGGUAAAAGGAAAAGUAAACAGUCUUUAGACGCUGUUUCUGCUGAACCUUACAAAAAAUAUGAAAACAAAACAUCUGCAAGAAAAAAAAUUGAUGUCAAACUACAUGUUAAUCUUCCAAGAAUUGGACCUUACAAAAGAGAUGAUUUAGAAAGUGUCCUUGGCAUUAUACCAUUAAAUGCCAUUGAUGUGAGUGACAGAGAUGAACUCAAUAUUUCAUACGAAUAUGGCAAAGAUUCAAGAAUUAUUAUUGCUGGGUUUAGUCCAAAUGGACCUGCAAUUUCUCACCAUGAAUUGGAAAUAGGUGACAUUAUCCUUGCACUUAAUGGCUUAGAGCUAAAUACGAACAAUGCUAAUGCUAUGCUAGGUGCUAUACCUGGUUCAAUGGAGGUUACACUUAAAGUACAGAAACAUUCACCUAUUGUACCAGUUUCAUUGAUGGACAAAUGCAGAAUAACUAACGACAAUCACUUGUUGAAAGUUGUCAGUUAUCAAAAUGUUGACAAUAAAAAUAUUAUCAACAGAAAGGGGUUUCAUUAUGGUGUCAUGUUUCUGUCAUUGAAUAUUUCAAGUGAAGAUGAAGUUGAGAAAGAUGUCUUGUUUCAAUAUCCUAAAGAUGCAAAGAAAAUUGUUUCCCUGCGAGGAAUAUUUUUGACAUUAGGUGAUUUACUUACUUCAUUGACGGGCUCAUCACCAUGCAGUACAAGUGUCAUAAUUGAUGAAAAAUUGGUUCAUAUUGGAUAUUUGAAGUUUAAUCAAGAAAUUUUUAUUUUAGCUCUUCCCUCAUCAAGGGCUUCAUUACUUCACCUAAAAAUACUGAUGGAGAAUUUAAAUCAACUUUUUUGCUUUAUGUUUGGAUCACUCUACAGAGCAUUUUGUGAUGGUGGUAAUACUUUACGUCUUCAACAUUUCUUUUCCUUAAUAUUUGAGUUCAUUCUUGGGGAAAAAUCAAUAUUUAAUGAUUACCAUAAGCCAUUUGAUUCAAUAGAGGAUUUUUUAAGCUGUACAAAAGCUGCUAGAUGGCUAGAUAUGCCCUCACAAGCACAGGUCCAUAUAGAUACAUGUUUGAAUGAGAUUGAGGCGAAUGACUUUGAAUGGGCUGAUGAAAUCUUUACAAUGAGACGACAAUAUCUUGUCAUUGGUUCAUGUUUAUUUUAUAAGGGUGUUCUUAUUGGCAAUCAUAUCCCGCCAGAAGAUUUAGAAGAUAUUGUGCUCUACUGUAGAUUGCAUUGUUUGUUUAACACAUCAGAACAACAACGCUUAGCACAGUUGGUGAUAUGGAGAGAGGUGUUUUUUACGAAGAAGAAAAAUAUUCAACAAAAUUCGCCGUUGGACAUCCAACCACGAACUUUUCUUUUAAUCAUUGGAUUGAAACAUUUCUUGAUUUGCAUUAUCCUAGAAGCUGGUAUUGUAUCACAAAGGGCCGUUGGCAAUCCUGGUCCUGAUCCAUAUUAUAUUAAUCUUGCUAAGAAUAUUUUAUAUGAAGUAGAAAGUUUGGGCAUUCCUUCAGCAUGUGAAUCAAAUCUUCAAAACGAUGCUGGUCCUCCUACAGUAUUGGCUGACCAUUUAUUGUUAAAUACAAAAUCUGGCUCUGUGGACAAAGUGACCAACAGCGGAAAGGGAAAGACUGUGGGUUUAGCCGAAAAUUUCAGAUCUUCAGGUCUAGAUGAGAUAGAUUCAGUCAAAUCUGAUCUUAGUGGCGGUAAUGUUGGAACAGUUGCUUCACCAGUUCAUCGAAAUCAUACUCAUCGCGAAUCUAGUUCUUCAGAUGGCUCUAAAGUUGCAAAUGGCAGCAUUGAAAAAAUGAACUCAAGAAUUAAUAAAUCAGCGUUAACUUUAGCCAAACUGAGAAAAAAUACUGAAGAUAAUAUGGAAGUAAAAUUAGGUUUUCUUAACAAGCUUUCUUCAGGCGAAGAAAACACAGUAUUUCAUUAUAUUGUGCAUAAUACCUUUCACGGAAUAGUCAUGUCUCCGUUUAUGACAGCGUCUAAUGGAAAACUCCACGAUGAAGUUCUUAGAAAUUUCAAUAAAGCGUGUCUAAAGAUUAGAAAGCAUUUUCGGCGCCAUAUGGCAGUAGACGACAGUAAAAGAUGUAGCAGUGACGUUUCUACGAAGUUUAUGUCUACCUCAAUUGACUCAAUAAAUGAAAUGGGAAUACAAUUUAAUGUAAUGGAUUACAAGAAGAAGGAUCCUGUUCUAAGAUAUUGGGUUAAAGGGAGACUAUUUACUCAUGAGUGCAUAAAAGAAUUUUACGUCUGUUAUCAAGAUUCUGCAGCACAAAAUAUGGUUGAACUUGCUUUCAAGCUUGGUUUUGGUACCCCUAUUUAGUAAGCAGUAAUGAUUAUAUCACCAUUCAUAGCAGACUUGCAGGUAAAUAACCACAUCAACAUUGAUGUAUAGUCAAUAACCACAUCAACAUUGAUGUAUAGUCAAUAACCACAUCACCAUUGGUGUAUGGUAAAUAACCACAUCACCAUUGAUGUAUGGUAAAUAACCACAUCACCUUUGAUAUAUGGUCAAUAACCACAUCAACAUUGAUGUAUAGUCAAUAACCACAUCACCAUUGGUGUAUGGUAAAUAACCACAUCACCAUUGAUGUAUGGUAAAUAACCAUAUCACCAUUGAUGUAUGGUCAAUAACCAUAUCACCAUUGAUGUAUGGUCAAUAACCAUAUCACCAUUGAUGUAUGGUAAAUAACCACAUCACCAUUGAUGUAUGGUAAAUAACCAUAUCACCAUUAAUGUAUGGUCAAUAACCACAUCACCAUUGAUGUAUGGUAAAUAACCAUAUCACCAUUGAUGUAUGGUCAAUAACCACAUCACCAUUGAUGUAUGGUCAAUAACCACAUCACCAUUCACAUAUGGUCAAUAACCAUAUCACCAUUGAUGUAUGGUCAAUAACCACAUCACCAUUCAUAUAAUGUCAAUAACCACAUCACCAUUGAUGUAUGGUCAAUAACCACAUCACCAUUCAUAUAAUGUCAAUAACCAUAUCACCAUUGAUGUAUGGUCAAUAACCACAUCACCUUUGAUAUAUGGUCAAUAACCACAUCACCAUUGAUGUAUGGUCAAUAACCACAUCACCAUUCAUAUAAUGUCAAUAACCACAUCACCUUUGAUAUAUGGUCAAUAACCACAUCACCAUUGAUGUAUGGUCAAUAACCACAUCACCAUUUAUGUAUGGUCAAUAACCACAUCACCAUUUAUGUAUGGUAAAUAACCACAUCACCAUUCACAUAUGGUCAAUAACCACAUCACCAUUCAUAUAAUGUCAAUAACCACAUCACCAUUGAUGUAUGGUCAAUAACCACAUCACCUUUGAUAUAUGGUCAAUAACCACAUCACCAUUGAUGUAUGGUCAAUAACCACAUCACCAUUCAUAUGUCAAUAACCACAUCACCUUUGAUAUAUGGUCAAUAACCACAUCACCAUUGAUGUAUGGUCAAUAACCACAUCACCAUUUAUGUAUGGUCAAUAACCACAUCACCAUUCAUAUAUGGUCAAUAACCACAUCACCAUUGAUGUAUGGUCAAUAACCACAUCACCAUUCAUAUAUGGUCAAUAACCACAUCACCAUUGUAUGGUCAAUAACCACAUCACCAUUCACAUAGGGUCAAUAACCACAUCUCCAUUGAUGUAUGGUCAAUAACCAUAUCACCAUUGAUGUAUGGUCAAUAACCAUAUUACCAUUCACAUAUGGUCAAUAACCACAUCUCCAUAUGUAGCAAGUCAAUGCAUGGCAAUAACCAACAAAUGACCAACAUAUUUAAUAUUUAUAAAAAGAACAGAUGCAGUAUCCAUAUGUUAUAUUUACAAGAAAUAUUCAUAAUUCUAACUAUAUAGAUCAUAUAUUCAUAAUUUCUUACAUUAUGUAAGUGAGCUCAUUAUGGAAUUUAACUUUAAAAUUUAGUAAAUUUUUAAUCAUUGUAUAUACAUUAUAUUUUUGUUGAAUAAUGCAUAAUGUUUAAAUAGUCUGGUUA